Molecule: messenger RNA, 372 nt
Organism: Funneliformis caledonium
Lineage: Eukaryota; Fungi; Glomeromycota; Glomeromycetes; Glomerales; Glomeraceae
Source: the annotation of a GenBank genome assembly
AUGAAAUGUCAUGCCCCGACUUACAAAGAAAAAGCUGCAGUGAAAAACAAAAAUCGCAAUAAGAAAGGAAAAUUUGGCACAAAAACUAAAGCUGAGAAUGAUGCAGAAGUGAACAUAUUAGGGGAACAAUUAGAGAUGGAUUUGGAUAAUACUUUUAGCGAAAGGGAUUGGAAAAAUGAUGAAGUAAGUGAUUGGGAAAGUGAUAUUGAUUUAAAAGUGGAACAAGAUAUACAGAAUAGACUUUUGAAGGUGAAUUUUGAAUUGAAGUGGAGACCGAAUGCCAAAUUAGAAAAAAAAAAAUGUGGUCCUUAUAAAGUAGAUAAAACACCAAAGUCAACUUAUUAUGACAAAUGGGGACCUAGUGACUCAUGA